AUGGCUUCGAGAAGUGUCUGCGGAACGAAAUUGAAAUCCAGUCUCACCUCCGACACCCGCAUAUAUUGCGCUUGUAUAAACUGGUUUCACGACACCAAUCAAAUAUACCUCGUACUCGAGCCUGCCCCAGGAGGUGAGCUUUUUGAGUUGUUGCAGAAGCGUUGUCGGUUUUCCGAAGCCCGUGCCGCCUGGUAUCUUUCCCAGAUGGUGACUGCCUUGCAGUAUGUCCACUGCAAAAACAUCAUCCAUCGUGACAUAAAACCGGAAAACAUUCUUCUAGGCCUGCGAGACACUUUGAAACUGAGCGACUUUGGUUGGUCGGUGCACCUGGACGGACCGCUGCAAAAAAGAACCACUUACUGUGGGACAGACGCUUACAUGGCACCAGAGAUGCUGGACGAGCCUAGAUCUUACGGCAAGGAAGUGGACACGUGGGCCUUGGGAAUAUUGCUCUAUGAGUUCCUUCACGGAGAAGCGCCGUUCGAGAGCUACCAAAAUCCUCAGGAAACAUUCCGGAAGAUCAAGCACAAAGCACCUACAUUUUAUCUGGAGGACGUCAGGUCUGACGCGCGCGAUCUCAUCCUUGCUAUGCUGAAGAAAGAUCCCAAAGAGCGGCUUUCGCUAGAAGCGGCUUGGGAUCACAAAUAUCUGCAAGCGGUGAUGCGCGAUGAGCAGUUUUUCCAGACGCAGUACGGAGGUGUAGUUGCCCGGAUGCCUAUGCCAAAGAAGAAGAUGAAAAUGCUGGACGCAAAUAUGAAUUCCGAAGAAUACUAUAACUCGACCACGGGCGUAAACCCAUUCACGGGACAGCCAAACAACGCCUGUGGCGUCGGCGCCACCACUGGCAGUCCCGUCGUGCCCGGGCCGUAAGGCUUUAUCAAUCGUUUAUCGACCGCAGGAUAUGGAUAGAGUGGGACUUCUUCUUAUGAGUGACUAUGUAUAAACCUCGAAAAGCUCGCUCUCCGUCUCAGGUUUGCCUUCGCGAAAAUUGACGUCACUAACGCUAGAGCGGAAACAAAAGUAACGCAGAGAGUAGCGGAAAGCGAGAAGUUCGACAAGAGAUGAUUCUACUUCAUCACUCAGAUUUUGAUUUACCCCACCGAAUCAAUAAAGCUUUUUCCGGGGAUAGCAGUCAUUUUAUUGCUUUUGCUUGGAGGUCUUCUGUAUGAUAUGUUUAUCGCUAAAUGCUUCCUUUUCGGGAAAAACGCGAUGCCCCCACGUCCCCAUUCGCAAGAGAUCGAUUUCCUACCUUUUACAAAUGAAACCUAGGUGCAUUUCACCUCGAGUGAGUGAUGCUAUCAAAAACCACGUCGCGGUCGCCCACCACGGUGCAUUUAUUUGGCAGUUCCCACGAUAUUUUCUCAAUGCAGAACAACUAACUUUUCACCACUCUAUCGGAGGCAGUCAAGACCUG
Messenger RNA from Amoebophrya sp. A120, 1414 nucleotides. The record is from the annotation of a GenBank genome assembly. Lineage: Eukaryota; Dinophyceae; Syndiniales; Amoebophryaceae.